UGGCAUUCCUUUAGUUUUUGUUUUGAUUGUGGACACACGUGUUUCGCGAAUACUUUCUUGAAAAAAAGUUGAAUUCCUCAAUAUGUCCGACAAAUAUGCCGUGCCCAAUAAAUUACCUGGCAAAACGGUCUCGGUGCUUAAGCACCGCAAGAGGCGCAUUCAGCAGGAUCAGUCGGUUAUUGAACAAAAGCGCACGGAUCGCAUUAAACGCAUAAGGAACGCCCGCACACAUCAUAAGUUCAAACGCGCCGAGUCCUUCGUAAUGGGCUACCUGAAGGCCGAACGCACAUCCAAACGCAUUAGGCAAACAAUUCUACGCACAAAUAUUACAGAACAAAGCGCCAAAGCUGCUGCAGAAACGAAUCCCAGACUGCUCCUAGUCAUGCGUCAUGCGGGUAAAAAGAUCUUUGACAAAACCACCACAGAAAUAUUUAAAACGCUGCACAUGGGACAAAGGCACAAUGCCGUCUUUCUGGAGAACAGCAAGGAGAAUCAAUUGCUGCUGCGCGUUAUCGAGCCCUUUGUGGUCUAUGGCUUUCCUACGCUGAGCACCAUACGCGAGCUACUGUUCAAGAAGGGUUUUGCGCGUAUCGACGGUAAAAAGACGGCUAUACAGUCGAACACCAUGGUUGAGGAGCAGCUGGGCGAUAAGGGUAUUAUCUGCUUGGAGGAUAUCAUACAUGAAAUCUAUACAGUGGGACCCAACUUCGACGCCGUCAAGGAAUUUCUGUGUUCUUUUAUGCUAUCAAGUCCCCGCGACGGCUGGAAGAAAAAGGUCUCCGUCUCGUUCAAGCGCGGCGGCGAGUACGGGGAUCGUGGCAACGGCAUUAAUGAACUGGUUGCGCGCUGCCUCUAAAACUUUAACCU
Molecule: messenger RNA, 867 nt
Organism: Drosophila novamexicana
Lineage: Eukaryota; Metazoa; Arthropoda; Insecta; Diptera; Drosophilidae
Gene: RpL7-like
Product: 60S ribosomal protein L7-2
Exons: 3
Coding region: 83-856 (257 amino acids)
Biological process (GO): maturation of LSU-rRNA from tricistronic rRNA transcript (SSU-rRNA, 5.8S rRNA, LSU-rRNA)
Cellular component (GO): cytosolic large ribosomal subunit
Molecular function (GO): structural constituent of ribosome; RNA binding
Source: RefSeq, a predicted model, not a curated record